AUGUCAUCUCUAGUAGACUCCAUUUUCUACUCAGAUCUCCCCACCCCCGGGGACCCUGCAACUCCCCGACCACCGCCUAGACGUAGUGGUAAUGCAGGACGAUCAUCCUCUCGUGCGCCGGGCCCUACAAGUGAUGAUGGCGGAAUGGACAUCGAUCCUGAAGAUGAAGUGGUUGGAUCAAGAGAUCUUGCAGGGAGAGCAGGUCGUCCUCGAGCAGACUUGAGUGCUGUGCCAAAGGUAUCAGACGAAGCCGGGGACCAGAUCAUGAACGCAUUCGUUGGGUUUCUCGAAAAUUUUGUCGAGGACCCGGAGAAUCCACUCCCCCCGCAAUCGUCAGCUCCUUCUGGGACUGCACCACCGAGUACGGAUAAAUACUACAUUGCGGCAAUUCACAACAUGGCAGCGAUGGAUCUGAGUACUUUGUUUGUCGACUAUUCACAUUUGGAGUAUUGGAGUAAGACCAACGUGCGAGGUUUUGCUGAGGCAAUCACUGAGAGACAUUAUCGUUUCCUGCCGUUCUUGAGAAGAGGAUUGGAGGCGUGCAUCAGAAGACAUGAGCCGGAAUACUGGGGAAAGGCUGGAAGAGGCGUCGGUGGUAAUGAAGGGAUUGAUCCAGCUGCAGAUAAAGUUUUCUCAAUUGGAUUCCACAAUUUACCUCUUACAACCCGUAUCCGUUCGCUCCGCACUGCGCAGAUCGGAACUCUCACUUCUAUCUCUGCAACUGUUACUCGCACCUCCGAGGUCCGUCCAGAGCUUCUUCUCGCUACAUUUACCUGCGAAGCCUGCCGUACUGUAAUACCCAAUGUUGAACAAACAUUUAGAUAUACGGAACCUGCACAAUGCCCCAAUCUCACCUGUGGUAACCGUAGUGGGUGGAGAUUGGAGAUAAAGCAGAGUACAUUUAUAGAUUGGCAAAAAGUACGUGUGCAGGAGAAUUCCGGAGAGAUUCCCACGGGAAGUAUGCCUAGGACUCUAGAUAUUAUCUUGCGCGGAGAGAUUGUGGAGCGAGCGAAGGCCGGCGAGAAAUGCAUUUUCACUGGAACAUUAAUUGUAGUUCCGGAUGUGAGCAUGUUAGGCCUUCCGGGGCUGAAAGCUCAAAGUAUGAAGGAUGUGAAAAACGCGUCGAGAGGAGGCGCAGAGAGUACUGGUGUCACUGGUCUGAAAAGUUUAGGUGUCAGAGAUUUAACAUAUAGGCUGGCAUUCUUGGCAUGUAUGGUUACAAGUGAUACAAGCGGGGUUCCAGGUGCAAGAAUGAGAAAAAGUGAAGAGGAAGAGGAAGUCGCUGGGCUACUGAGGGGAACUCAGGCAGGAGUUGGUGAUGACGAGAGAGAGCAGGAGGACUUUUUGAACAGCUUAACACCGGCGGAGAUUGCCGAAUUAAAAGGGAUGGUACACAGUGAUCAUAUUUACUCAAGAUUGGUAAAUUCUCUGGCACCAACGGUGUAUGGACAUGAAAUCAUUAAAAAGGGUUUGCUCUUACAACUCAUGGGCGGUGUUCAUAAAAAGACACCAGAGGGUAUGAGUCUCCGUGGUGAUAUCAAUAUCUGUAUUGUCGGCGACCCUUCCACCAGCAAAUCGCAAUUUUUGAAAUAUAUUUGCUCUUUUCUCCCACGAGCAGUAUACACCUCUGGAAAGGCUUCCUCAGCGGCUGGUCUUACUGCCGCCGUCGUUAAAGACGAAGAAACCGGCGAAUUCACUAUCGAGGCCGGUGCACUCAUGCUUGCAGAUAAUGGUAUAUGUGCCAUUGAUGAAUUUGAUAAGAUGGAUAUCGUUGAUCAGGUUGCCAUUCACGAAGCUAUGGAGCAGCAGACAAUAUCUAUUGCAAAGGCAGGUAUUCAGGCAACUCUCAAUGCCAGAACAUCAAUUCUUGCUGCAGCAAAUCCUGUAGGAGGACGUUACAACCGGAAAACAACUCUGAGGAGUAAUAUCAACAUGUCCGCUCCUAUCAUGUCGCGUUUCGAUCUCUUCUUUGUCGUACUUGAUGAGUGUAAUGAAGCAGUAGACACGCACCUUGCUCGUCAUAUUGUUAACAUUCAUCGCAAUCGCGAUGCUGCCAUUACGCCGGAAUUUACAACUGAGCAGCUUCAACGAUAUAUCAAAUUUGCACGCACAUUCCGCCCAGUAUUCACAGAGGAAGCCAAGGUACUUCUUGUCGAGAAAUACAAACAACUUCGUGCAGAUGAUGCACAGGGUGGUGUCGGUCGUAACAGUUACCGCAUCACGGUACGUCAACUUGAAUCUCUCAUCCGUCUCUCUGAGGCCAUUGCGAAAGCAAAUUGUGUGGAGGACGUCACUGAGGCUUUCGUAAUUGAAGCUUUCGGUCUAUUGCGCCAGAGUAUCAUUCAUGUUGAGAAGGACGAUGUCGAGGUUGAUGAUGACGAAGACGAUGUACCAGUGGGAGAUUCUGAGAUGCAAAUGGAUGCGGAGGAAGAAAGCACAAGGGACCCCACCGCGACUCCAGGCCCAGCACCUUCUACAAGAGCUAGCCAACCUCCAAGGGAGAAGACAAAGAUUACCUACGAUCGUUACAUGCAAAUCCUCAAUCUAUUGGUUAGGAGGGUAAAUGAAGACGAACUUACGACUGGACAGGGUGUCGAAGAGGAGGAGUUAAUAACAUGGUAUCUAGAGCAGAGAGAAGAAGAAAUUAACGACGAGCAGGAAUUGGAGGAUGAGAAGGUACUAGUUAAAAAGGUUAUCAAGAGGAUGGUCAAGGACAACAUCCUCAUGCAAAUCCGUGGUGAAGGCCUCGUUGGUGAAACCGAAGAAGGAAGUAGCUCAGCUGGCGGUAGAACCGUGUUUGUCUUGCACCCUAACGUUGCAUUGGAGGAACUGGGACAGCCUACAAAUACCUCGACUGCGGGAGUUGAUGGAAAUUAA
Molecule: messenger RNA, 2877 nt
Organism: Morchella importuna
Lineage: Eukaryota; Fungi; Ascomycota; Pezizomycetes; Pezizales; Morchellaceae
Exons: 5
Coding region: 1-2877 (958 amino acids)
Biological process (GO): mitotic DNA replication; double-strand break repair via break-induced replication; DNA replication initiation
Cellular component (GO): MCM complex; nucleus
Molecular function (GO): ATP binding; single-stranded 3'-5' DNA helicase activity; single-stranded DNA binding
Source: RefSeq, a predicted model, not a curated record